This is a messenger RNA of Rhagoletis zephyria (snowberry fruit fly), 2962 nucleotides long. RefSeq lists its product as uncharacterized. The record is from RefSeq and is a predicted model, not a curated record. Gene Ontology annotation, molecular function: catalytic activity. Lineage: Eukaryota; Metazoa; Arthropoda; Insecta; Diptera; Tephritidae.
UCAAGUAAAAAUGGCGGAGGACUCAAUAAAGUACACUUCGUUUGUAGUACCAAAUGGCCAGUACGAGUUUCUAAGAAUGCCAUUUGGUUUAAAGAAUGGACCGUCCAUUUUCCAAAGAUUUAUAACGAAAAUUCUGAAAGAGUUUAUUGAAAGAAAUGAGAUAAUGGUAUAUAUGGAUGACAUCAUAAUUGGUAAUAAAUUUUUGAGUGACCAUUAUGAUUUAGUUAAAAAAGUGUUAGAAAAACUGGCACACUAUGGCCUUCAGAUAAAACUUAUUAAAUGCAAAUUUGCUUAUAACGAAAUAGAGUAUCUAGGCUACACUGUAUCCGAAUUUGGUAUACGACCUUCUGAAUCCCACAUAAAAGCCGUAACAAACUACCCAACCCCUAGAAACCAAAAAGAGCUGCAAUCGUUUAUAGGAUUAUGCUCAUACUUCAGAAAGUUUGUGAAAUCAUUCUCCAUAAUAGCACGUCCGUCGUAUGAUCUAUUGAAGAAAAACCAAAAAUUUUACUUCAACAAUGAUUGCGUUAACGCCUUUCAAACGCUAAAGGAAACAUUAGUUUCAAGCCCAGUGCUGGCAAUAUACUGUCACAAAAGAGAAACGGAGUUACACUGCGACGCAAGUGCACACGGCUUUGGGGCAAUCUUGCUACAAAGGCAAGAUGAUGGGAAAUUUCACCCCACAGCGUACUUUUCUAAAAGAACAUCUGAGGCAGAGAGUAGGUACCAUAGUUUUGAAUUGGAGACCUUGGCCAUUGUCUAUGCAUUACGAAGAUUUCGAGUUUACUUAGAAGGAAUAAAGUUUAAAAUAUUAACCGACUGCAACUCCCUAACAUUGACACUUAAUAAAAAAUUGGUGAACAGUCGAAUAGCCAGGUGGGCACUAGAGCUAGAAAACUUCAAUUAUUUAAUAGCCCAUAGAGCAGGUACAAAAAUGCCACACGUAGAUGCGCUUAGCAGAAACGAGGUCGACUGUGAAAAUGUUAUAGCGGUAGUCGACAGUGAAAAUGUAGACUUCCAACUGCAAAUUCUGCAGUCCCGUGAUGGAGAUAUAGUGCAAUUAAGGAAUAAACUAGAAAAAGAAAACAUGGAAAAUUUUGCUAUGGAAAACGGUGUAGUAUUUAAAAUCGACAAGAAUAUCUUACAAUUAUAUGUUCCUAAGGAGCUGGAAAAAGAAGUCAUUAGAACCAUCCACGAACAGUUAGGACACCAAGGGGUUGAAAAGGGCUAUCAAAAAAUUAAAGCAAACUACUGGUUUCCGAAUAUGAAAAACAAAAUAAACCUAUUUAAGCAAAACUGUAUAAAAUGUAUCAUGUAUUCCGCACCGAAUAAGCCUGGCGCUAGACAACUGCACAAUAUUCCAAAAUACCCGAAGCCAGAAUAUCUAGACGAUUGCAAUUCAGGCCCGGUGGGGAUGGACUUAGAGGCAAUACGUAAUAGCGCUGAGGUAAAUAUUGGGAAAACACAAGAGUACAAUCUGAAUCGAAGUGAACAGAAGAGGAUAAGGGUGAACACAUUUAAGGAAGGCGAUUUUGUAGUGAUUAAAAACGUAGAUACAACAGUAGGUGUGAACAAAAAACUUCUGCCGAAAUUUAAGGGACCUUACGUGGUUUAUAAAAUACUUCCGAAUGACCGUUACGUUAUAAAAGAUAUCGAAAAUGGACAAAUCACCCAAAUACCUUAUGAUAGCAUUAUCGAAGCUAGUAACACAAAACGCUGGAAGAGCAAAGAGAAGGAGGAUGAUUACGCGAUUGAGACUGAAAGAAACACAGUGGAAUCUAUCGGUGCGCUACUCAGAGGCGAAAACCGAUUGGUAGUAGGUGACUUCAAUGCGCACCACGAUCUUUGGCACUCAAGCCUGGCCAAUGAUCGGAGGGGAAACAGUUUGGCUGAGCAGAUAGACGAUUCGACAUUCUGCACCAUGAACGACGACGCCCCCACCAGGAUUGUGGGCAGCUGCAGCAGCUCGCCAGACGUAACAAUUGCUAGCGCUGGUCUGAUAAAUAGCAUAUCAUGGCGACCUAUGCUAACGUUAGCAUCAGACCAUCUGCCCAUAAUCAUCUCGAUCAAUAAGCCCACCGACUUUGCUCCCGCGGAUCACCGAACCUACACCAACUUCAACAAAGCUGAUUGGAACGGCUUCGCGGAAGUUACCGAGAGCAGCUUCGCCGCCCUCCCCACACCCACAGACGUACAUGCUGGCGAACGCCAGUUCCGCAAGGUAGUCACAGCCGCAGCAGCUCGCUUCAUACCGUCCGGACGCAUCGCGGAAGUCCGCCCAAAUUUCCCGGCUGAAGCAGCUGUACUAGCAAAUGAGCGUGACCACCUACGCCAGGUCGACCCCGGGGACCCUCGCUUGAGGGAACUUAAUUUGGAGAUUCGGCAACUGGUAAAUCAACACAAGCGGACAAAGUGGGAAGAGCACUUGAAGGCCUGUAACUUCACCUCUGGUGUGAGUAAGCUCUGGUCAACCGUGAGGUCCUUGUCCAACCCGACGAAGCGUGAUGACAGAGUGGAAAUUUCAUUCGACCAGAUAACCCGCGGCCUAAAUCGAAACCGCCCCUGUGAGAGAACUGUCCUAGUAGCGCUGGACUUGUCAAAGGCGUUUGACACCGUCUGCCAUUCCACGCUGCUAGAAGACAUUGAGGCCUCCUCUCUCCCACAGGGACUGAAGCGAUGGUCGGCGAAUUAUAUGAGUGGUCGACAAUCAUCAGUAAUCUUCAGAGAUCAAACCUCGAAACCAAGAAGAAUAAAACAAGGGGUUCCACAAGGUGGUGUUCUCUCCCCCUUACUUUUUAACUUCUAUAUCUCGAAACUCCCCCAGCCACCUGAAGGAGUUUCCCUGAUCUCGUACGCUGAUGACUGUUCGAUUUUGGCGUCUGGGAAUGGAAUUGAUGACCUCUGCUCAAAAGUAAACGGCUAUCUCUCCAGCCUUUCUCGCUUCUUCACGUAUGUAAAUUGA